AUGGCGAGUCAGGAUUCAAUGGAGGAAAUCCUCUGGCGGUCUCCCCCGCACGUCCAGAUGAUGGGAGGAUACCUGCACUCAAACAACAUUCUCUUCUACUUCGCCGAAUCCCCAUUCUUCGACAAGACCUCCAACAAUGCAUCACUAGCCGUUCAGGCAAACUACAAUGAGACGUUCCGACAUUUUCUCGAGACCCGUGAGGCCUUUGAAGGCCGUCUGAAGACAAUGUCAGGACUUGAAUUCGUUGUCACAUAUGAUCCCCUACAGGCGGCCGCGCAGUCCGACACUCGAUUCGCUCACGAACCAUCCAACGUGUGGGUGAUUCGAAAGCAGAAUCGACGAAAACGGAGCGGCAUAGAUGAUGAACUGACUGUGAUUUCAUCAUAUUUUGUCGUUGGGGAUUGUAUCUACAUGGCGCCUUCUGUCGCUAGUGUGGUAGGAAAUCGGAUCUUAUCAGCAGUCACUUCCCUUUCACAGCUUAUGAAGACUGCGUCCACCUUGCCGAACUUUACACCAUCUUAUGGACACACGUAUCUACCACCAGUGGCUAAAACUACGGAGCCCGGCCAAGCGACAUCUCAGCCGAGCAAGGAAAACACCCCGAUGCCUGAUGCUGCGCCAUCUAUCGCUGAAACGCCGGCGACUGGCAAGCAGGGACUUGGUAUAUCAACCUCUAAUUCCAGUCACCAUGAUGCUCGUAGUCUGGCCGACUCAUUCAACCUAUUCACACGGUACGGAGACGAGUUCAUGGACGAAAACCCACUGGUUGGUGAGCCUGGCUCAUUCAUUAUGUCUCGCGUCGGCGGUGAGGUUGACCGCAUAGCAACCAAGGGUGUACCCAAGGUGUCUCUAGGCACUACAACAAACACACCGGGACCAACAGGGCGAGUGUCAACGCCACAGGUACGGGUCGAUACACCCGGGAAGACAUCUGACAAAACUAAUUCCCCACCUAGUGGUGGUGAGAACAAAGGCAAGCGAAAAAAGACUAGGAUUGUAAGUUGA
Molecule: messenger RNA, 1005 nt
Organism: Penicillium taxi
Lineage: Eukaryota; Fungi; Ascomycota; Eurotiomycetes; Eurotiales; Aspergillaceae
Gene: med6
Product: mediator complex subunit MED6
Exons: 3
Coding region: 1-1005 (334 amino acids)
Biological process (GO): regulation of transcription by RNA polymerase II
Cellular component (GO): mediator complex; core mediator complex
Molecular function (GO): transcription coactivator activity
Source: RefSeq, a predicted model, not a curated record